AUGUUAGCAGUGAUGUUAUGUUUUCUUUCUUUUGCGCUCGGUGAUGUUACAGCCAAUGGUGGGUGGGUCCAAGAAGUAUACAAAGCCAAACAACAUUUGUCACUUUUGGAUUCAACUGUUGAAGAAUUAGACAAUCAAGCCAGACAUAUUCACAACGUUCUUGACAACGCUAAACUCGAUUUCGAAAACACUAUUCCUUCUGCUAAAGCUGAAAUUGCAGCUAAGAUGAGAAUGAUGGAAGAACAAUUGGCUACUUUUGAUCAAAAAAGAAGUAACGUUCUCUCGGCUAUGAAAGAAAUAUUAAGCAACUUCCCCGAAGACUUUAAGUCCAAGAUUAUUCGAGAACUUAAGCUUGAUGUCAGAUUCAACCAAGUCGACUCUCUUUUGGAAAAGGUGAAGAUGAUGAAAGCUCCAAAGAAGGCUGUAACUAAAGCGGUGAAAAAGGCUCUUGACGCUGUUUUGAACUAA
This is a messenger RNA of Entamoeba invadens IP1, 468 nucleotides long. RefSeq lists its product as hypothetical. NCBI's taxonomy places the organism in Eukaryota, Evosea, Mastigamoebida, Endamoebidae. The record is from RefSeq and is a predicted model, not a curated record. The transcript has a single exon. Bases 1 to 468 code for a protein of 155 amino acids.